Molecule: messenger RNA, 882 nt
Organism: Lodderomyces parapsilosis
Lineage: Eukaryota; Fungi; Ascomycota; Pichiomycetes; Serinales; Debaryomycetaceae
Exons: 1
Coding region: 1-882 (293 amino acids)
Biological process (GO): proton transmembrane transport; potassium ion transport
Cellular component (GO): mitochondrial inner membrane
Source: RefSeq, a predicted model, not a curated record
AUGAAGCUCCCAGACAAGAACUCCAUCUACGUCAUCUCGAUCCCGCUAACAGCAUCAAGAUCAUUUAUCUACUGCAACCAUCGACCUCUUCUCCAAAGCCAUGCACCGUUGAUCACAAAAGUUGAAACCAAAGCUGUCAACAUUGCAACAAAAGGUUGGAACAAGUUAGCAUCUUCCAAACUCACCGUCAAUGUCAAGAUUGUUGAAUGGACUCGCAAGUUGCUUGCAACGAUACCGUAUGAGGAAAACUGUCUCAGGUCUUUCCCCAACAAGCAAGCAAUGAUUAGAGAAAUCAAUGAAGAGAGUUUACACUUGGUGAAACCAUUGGAAAAGGAUAGCCAUGGAUUUGUACAUCAAUCCGACAUCAAACAGUUGAACAUUCCUGAUUCUCAGUUGAAGCCGAUUCCAUUGUACCACGCCAAGCAGCAGUCGCCCUCCAAAAUCCUCACUGAGCUCACCCAUUUCAGAACAGACAAUUACAAAAAACACAAGAAUGGAGCAAUCCUUUGCGCUAUUGGCAUUCCUUUGACAUUGCCAUUUGCGUUGGUGCCAGUAGUUCCCAAUGUCCCUGGGUUCUACCUUGCUUAUAGGUUAUAUUGCCAUAUUAAGGCAUUAUUAGGCAUCAACCAUUUGGAUUAUUUAUUAGAAAACAACGCAUCGCAUAUUAGAUUUGUCGAGCUUCCCCAAAUAGAUGAAGCGUAUGGCAACACCGAAGAGGAGGAAAUUCUACUCACUCCCGAGAUUAUAGAUUUACUCGUUACGAAAUUGUCCCUUGAAAAUCACGUCAAAGAUGAUUUGACCAAAGCGUUGAUGCAAACAAGGAAACAAUUGAAGAAGGAGAAGGAGAAGAAGGAUCAAGAAGCUCAAAAGCAUUUAGAUUAA